UUGUACGGCGCUCUAAUUUGAUAACAUGAAUGAUAUCGUAAAUAAAGCUCUUCUUCUGAUGAUUCCUGCUGGUAAGUUUUUAGAGUAAGCAAAUUUUAAUAGCAGGUGCGAUAGGAACAAAAAACAAAGUAUCAACAUGUUAGCCUUAAAUUGCAGGAAGCAUUAUAAAUGAGUUGUACUCUAGAGGCUAUUGAUUGAAACCAUUCACGCAUCAUCAGGUCGUCUCCUCAAACGAUUAACAGAGUUUCAAGCGGUUAUCUAUUGAUGCAAGUAACCCCUUCGUUUCAUAAACCUUCAUAUAAACUAAAUGCGCUAUAGAUACUUAGUCUUAGAGAUCGGCCAUUUAAUUUGCUUCUUACUGAUCACGUGACACACGCAAGACACCGUAAGAUACAUUCAAAUUCAUGCUUUUAUACGUCGAUAUAAAAUUUCUAUCAACAUUUUUUAUUCGUCUGAGAGGGAAGUGUUGUUUUAAUUCAUUGUUCUUGUAUCUGGAGUUUAUUUGAGUGUUUAGAGGACAGAGAAAGAUACAGGAGUAAGAAAGAAGUAUUUUUUUUUAAUUUAAAAUGGAUUCGUAUGGAAGUUUUGAGAACAAUUCUUCAACAUGGGCCACAACGAGCGAGGAUUCAAAUGAAGAGUACGAGCAAGUACAAGAAUUGGAGAAGGCUAACAGUAACUGUAGAGACAUCAUAGAGAACUAUAAUAUUUCAUCCAACAGUCUAUACUGUGAGCCUAUUUGGGAUCAAAUUAUGUGCUGGGAAGCAACUCUAGCGGGAACUGUAGCCAGGAAGCAUUGUCCCUCCUACAUAGAAGGCCUGAAUACAGACGGUUUUGCCAAAAGACAGUGUCUAGAGAAUGGCACGUGGUACAUCCCACCAAAACGUAAUGUCAGCUGGACAGACUUCAGCGACUGUGUGAAGGAAAACAAAGAUGAUUAUCCUAAUGAUCUACUGGACCAUCUAGCACGAAUCAGACUGAUGUAUAACAUCGGGUAUGGAGUGUCCCUCUGUUCACUGGUGGUCGCUGUGUUUAUUAUGUUAUGCUGCAGGAAACUUUCAUCCAAGAGUAACACUCUACACAUCAAUCUCUUCAUUGCCUUUAUUUUAAGGGCAUUCCUGUCCUUUCUAAAGGAAACUCUGUUUGUUGACGGAUUGGGUUUUAAAAAAGAUCUAGAAGAAGUUAGUGGCGUCCUAAGGUUCAGGGAGGGCGAAACACACUGGGAAUGUAAGCUCCUUUUCACGCUGUUUGUGUACACCAUUUCCGCCUGCGCCAUGUGGAUUUUUAUGGAAGCUUUAUAUUUGUACAUGAUGGUUUAUAAAACCAUGUUCACGGAAAAGCAUGGCGUACAACUGUACGUCGUAUUUGGAUGGUUGGGUCCCCUUACAUUUGUUAUACCUUGGAUUAUCGUCAGAGCUAAACUCGAGGAUUUUUUCUGCUGGAACACAAAUCCAUCCCCGGAGUACCUCUGGAUUUUACGUGGACCCCUUUUUACAAUCUACAUAAUAAACUUCAUAUUUUUUCUUGACAUUGUAAAAGUCUUAUUCAUCAGAGUACAGAAAAAUCAACGCGUUACCGGGGCGAGGAAGGUGCGGAAGAUGGCCAAGUUUAUUGUGGUUUUGAUUCCGUUGUUUGGGGUCUGUUACAUAGUCUUUUCUUUCCUUUCUGGGAAUGAUAUCGAUGUUGAACGAGAUAUCCCGUACCUGUAUGUAGAAAUGUUCUAUAACUCCUUCCAGGGCUUUAUACUGGCUGUUUUAUUCUGUUUUCUUAACGAAGAAGUGUUGCUUGAAAUCCGCAAGGCUUGGUAUAAAUACUCUCUCUGUCACAGAGAGCGGUAUGUGUAUUCUAGGUCGGCCAUUAUGUCCACGUGGAGGAAGGGUUCCCGCCAUUCUUAUACCAUGACCAGUUUUGUUGAAAAGGAGAAACCUUUAGAUUUGUCAAGCAAUAGACUUCUCCAGGGAGGGAAAAAUAACAAUGAAUGUAUGUCCCAAUCAUCCUCAGACUUUAAGCCGAGUGACUCUAAUUGUGAUAGAUGGCCAUCAAUGAACCCCGAGGGUCUUCGAAGGGAAACAUGUGAGGAAGCUAAUUGCCUGUUUUUAUCUGUUCCAAUUGAAAAACACAGAGACGAAAGGUCAAAAUGUGAAAAACAUCUUAAAUUUGAUCUCAACUGAGAAACGCUUGUUAUAUCAAUUUCUGCUGAGUCCCAUACCUAGACAUCCACAAUAGAUAGAUCAAUUUUUUCGUUAUGCGUCACAGAAGACCAAUGUUAAAAUAUGUAUUCUUCACUACUUAUACCCCUGCUCCGAAGGAAUUAGGAUAAUCCUAUUUCUUACUCUUGUGUGUCUGUCUGUACGUAACAAAUUAUAUGUCACAGUUUCCUCAGCAACUAUUCUUAAGUUUGUUGAUGCUUUUAAUUUUAGCAUACUGUUUCUUUUGACAUGCGUGGACGUAAUUAUAGUCGUGGUUGCAACAAUUUCAUCUGGUGAAUUCAUUUGGUAUAAAUCUUCUGUCAAAUCCCUGUUCAUCAUUGCCUAUGUUAAUACCACUUUUUUAUCGCAUUUCGUUAUCAAUCAUUCAAGGCAGAUACUUUAGCACGCUCUUCGUUAAAGAUUGCUAUAUGAUGGGAUUCAUUUUUUACGAUAUCGAUAUCAACUUGUACCUGCGUCUGUAAGCAUUAAAUUCACAUUAGAGCGGGGGUAUUACUAGUGAGCAUUGUCUCACAGACUUUAAUAUGAACUAAGUUCAAACUUGUUAAUAAAUUUUAAAAAACACAUCUUAUAAA
This is a messenger RNA of Saccostrea cuccullata (small rock oyster), 2779 nucleotides long. RefSeq names its product secretin receptor-like. The transcript has 13 exons. Gene Ontology annotation, biological process: adenylate cyclase-modulating G protein-coupled receptor signaling pathway; cell surface receptor signaling pathway. The record is from RefSeq and is a predicted model, not a curated record. The coding region runs from base 567 to 2168 and encodes 533 amino acids. Gene Ontology annotation, cellular component: plasma membrane. Gene Ontology annotation, molecular function: peptide hormone binding; G protein-coupled peptide receptor activity. NCBI's taxonomy places the organism in Eukaryota, Metazoa, Mollusca, Bivalvia, Ostreida, Ostreidae.